Molecule: messenger RNA, 909 nt
Organism: Dentiscutata heterogama
Lineage: Eukaryota; Fungi; Glomeromycota; Glomeromycetes; Diversisporales; Gigasporaceae
Source: the annotation of a GenBank genome assembly
AUGGGAAACACUGAAUCUCGUAACGAAAAUGUUAAAACUUUUCGAAGAAAACCAAGUUUUUCUCGAAUCAGUUCUUCUCAUGUAAAAACUAAUAGUAUUUCACCAGAUUGUAAUGAUAGUACUAAUAAUUGCAAUAUUAAAACUGUAUCAAAUUUAAAAUUUCUUGGCGGUCGUCCUUAUUUAGACGAAGAGUUUCCUGCUGACUGGGAAGAAGCUGAUAGAGUUCAAACUUGUCAUUUCGCGUUAAAACAUUUGCUUGGUGGCAAUUACUCUGCACCACUUUCUGACAUUAUUAAGCCAGAAAGUAAAAUUUUAGACAUUGGAUGCGGUUCUGGUCAUUGGUGCUUUGAAAUUGCACAAGAAUUUCCUGACGCAGAUGUUUAUGGCAUAGAUAUAAUAUCAUCAUUUCCUAGUGAAAUAAAACCAUCUAACUGCUACUUUCAAGAAUGUAAUAUAUCAAAUGGAUUACCUUUCGAUAAUAAUGUAUUUGAUUAUAUUUUUAUGAGACAUAUGUUUUUAGCACUAAGAAAUCAUCAGUGGGUACCACUGUUGAAUGAAAUAAUGAGAAUAUUGAAACCUGGUGGUGUUAUUGAGUUUGUGGAUUUUGAUUUAAUUCCACGUUCAAUUGGCCCGGUUUAUGCUAAAUUAGUAAAACAAUGUUAUGAAUCAUUAUACAAAAAAAAGCAAAUCGAUCUCCUAUUUCUUCCAAAAUUAGAACAAAUUAUCAAAGAUGUAGGAUUUCAAAAUGUAAAUUGCAUUCAUAAGAAUGUAUCUCUCGGAAAAUGGGAUAAAAAUAUUGGCAAAAUUGGUGAAAUAUGGACUUCAAACAUGCUUCAAAUGAACAAAUCAUUAAUUACAUCACUUGUAAAUAUCUCAGAUGAAGAGUUGGAUCGCCUACUAAAAGUGUGA